This is a messenger RNA of Drosophila ficusphila, 629 nucleotides long. RefSeq names its product dihydrofolate reductase (gene Dhfr). The coding region runs from base 62 to 613 and encodes 183 amino acids. Gene Ontology annotation, molecular function: dihydrofolate reductase activity; NADP binding. NCBI's taxonomy places the organism in Eukaryota, Metazoa, Arthropoda, Insecta, Diptera, Drosophilidae. Gene Ontology annotation, biological process: dihydrofolate metabolic process; folic acid metabolic process; tetrahydrofolate biosynthetic process. The record is from RefSeq and is a predicted model, not a curated record. The transcript has 2 exons. Gene Ontology annotation, cellular component: mitochondrion.
UCUCGAUCAGCUGUUCCAAACAGGUUUACAAGGAAAGUUUUUAACUUCAAAGCAAAUAAAAAUGUUGCGCUUUAAUUUAAUAGUGGCGGUUUGCGAGAACUUUGGCAUCGGAAUCAAGGGAGAUCUUCCGUGGCGCCUAAAAUCCGAGCUGAAGUAUUUUAGCCACACCACAAAGAAGACGAAUGAUCCUGCCAAGCAUAAUGCCGUCGUGAUGGGUAGGAAAACUUAUUUCGGAGUUCCAGAAAGCAAGAGACCUCUCCCCGAUCGUCUGAACAUAGUGCUGAGCACCACACUUAAACCCGAAGAACUGCCCGAAUCAGUACUUCUUUUUCCAAAUCUGGAGGAAGCUCUGAAGUUUCUGGAGGGUAAAGAAGAGGUUGAGAACACAUGGAUCGUGGGUGGCAGUGGUGUUUAUGCGGAGGCCAUGGCCUCCCCAAAAUGCCACCGGCUGUACAUAACUAAAAUCCAGCAGGAGUUUGAGUGCGACACAUUUUUUCCCGCAAUCCCCGACAGUUUUCAAGAAGUUACUCCCGAGUCCGAUGUUCCACUGGGUGUGCAAGAGGAAAAUGGCAUAAAAUACGAGUACAAGGUCUUAGAAAAACAGUCGCAAUAAAGUAAACCUUCUUUUA